CCUUUCCUCUAUAAAUCCCUAAAUCCCCUUUUUCUCUCUCACAUGUUCGUUCUCUUCCGCCCUUUCUCUCUCUUCUUUCCUUCGUUUCUCUCUCCUUCUCUGCAACAAUGGAGUUCCUAUCCGCGGCUCUUCUCGGCCUUCUAUUGGCCUCCAUCCUUCCUCUCUUUUUCUUCUUCUCUUUCAGAGACGGAAUCAAACACGACGGCGACAACAACACCACCGCCGUAAUCGAUUCAAAGAUUCCGUCGGGAAAUGACGUCCGUCGCGCCGAAUCCUCCGAUGAUUUUGACGUUAUCAUCGUCGGCGCUGGAGUUGCCGGCGCCGCCCUUGCUUAUACUCUCGCCAAGGAUGGACGAAAAGUGCAUGUAAUUGAAAGAGACUUGUCGGAGCCGGAGAGAAUCGUCGGAGAAUUGCUUCAACCCGGCGGCUAUUUGAAGCUCAUCGAGUUAGGGCUUGAAGACAGUCUGAAGGGGAUCGAUGCUCAGCAGGUGUUUGGUUAUGCGCUCUUCAAAGACGGAAACCACACCAGAUUGGCUUAUCCUUUGGACAAAUUUGAUUCCAAUAUUUCUGGGAGAAGCUUCCACAAUGGCCGAUUCAUUCAGAGGUUGAGGCAAAAGGCUGCUGCUCUUUCCAAUGUAAAACUGGAACAAGGGACUGUAACUUCCAUAGUUGAAGAAGAUGGGACUGUAAAAGGUGUGCAAUAUAAAACCAAGAAUGGACAAGAGUUGACAUCUUAUGCUCCCCUCACCAUUGUUUGUGAUGGCGGCUUUUCGAAUUUGCGUCGCAACCUCUGCAAACCUCAGAUUGAUAUUCCCUCAUGCUUUGUUGGUUUGGUCCUGGAGAACUGUAAGCUGCCCCUUGAAAAUCAUGGACAUGUUGUGCUUGCUGACCCAUCGCCUAUCUUGUUAUACCGGAUUAGCAGCACGGAGAUACGCUGCUUAGUCGAUAUCCCCGGCCAAAAAGUGCCUUCUGUGGCUAACGGCGACAUGGCACACUACUUGAAAACCGCUGUGGCUCCUCAGCUACCGCCCGAGUUGCAGACCGCCUUCAUAGCUUCAGUUGAUAAGGGGAACAUAAAAAGCACAACAAACAGAAGCAUGCCAGCAGCCCCACAUCCCACACCAGGAGCACUUCUCUUGGGUGAUGCAUUCAACAUGCGACAUCCUUUAACCGGUGGAGGUAUGACCGUUGCUCUCGCCGAUAUCGUCGUGCUACGAGACCUUCUUCGACCCCUUUCAAAUUUGAACGAUGCCGAUGCCUUGUGCAACUAUCUCGAAUCCUUCUACACAUUGCGAAAGCCAGUGGCAUCUACAAUAAACACAUUGGCAGGUGCCUUAUACCAGGUCUUUUGUGCAUCGCCCGACCCGGCCAGGAAGGAAAUGCGCGAAGCUUGUUUCGAUUAUUUGAGUCUAGGAGGUGUAUUUUCCUCUGGACCAGUGUCUCUUCUCUCUGGUCUCAACCCGCGCCCAUUAAGCCUGUUCUGUCACUUCUUUGCCGUGGCCAUAUACGGUGUCACUCGGUUGCUAAUCCCAUUCCCUUCGCCUAAGCGUAUAUGGAUCGGAGUUCGAUUGAUUACGGGAGCAGCAGGCAUAAUUUUUCCCAUAAUCAAGGCUGAAGGAGUGAGACAAAUGUUCUUUCCUGCAACAAUGCCUGCAUACUACAGAGCCCCUCCUAUGCAGUGAAAGCAAAGGAAAAGGUAACUCAACAUACGAUUAUGGUACUUAGUAGUAUGUUUCUCAAAGCACAAAGAAUUGAAUGGGGAAACGCUACUGAUAGGAAAAUGAAAUGAAAUGUAGAAUUUAUCCCUUAAAACUUAAAACUAUAUGAUUUUUUUUGUCCACUCUUCUCUCGUUCUGUCUCUGUUUGGGAACAAAAUUUCCUUCAAACUUAGUUUUUGUUUAGAGAAUUCUUUAACAAGCUGUUACCCCUACUGCUAUGGUACAUAUUUGAGGGAAAUAAAGUUAGAAGCCCGUGUGUUCUUGUUUCGAA
Molecule: messenger RNA, 1989 nt
Organism: Cucurbita pepo subsp. pepo (vegetable marrow)
Lineage: Eukaryota; Viridiplantae; Streptophyta; Magnoliopsida; Cucurbitales; Cucurbitaceae
Product: squalene monooxygenase SE2
Biological process (GO): sterol biosynthetic process
Cellular component (GO): membrane; endoplasmic reticulum
Molecular function (GO): squalene monooxygenase activity; flavin adenine dinucleotide binding
Source: RefSeq, a predicted model, not a curated record